Molecule: messenger RNA, 1127 nt
Organism: Closterium sp. NIES-65
Lineage: Eukaryota; Viridiplantae; Streptophyta; Zygnematophyceae; Desmidiales; Closteriaceae
Source: the annotation of a GenBank genome assembly
AUGCGCGCGAUGAUGCGAUUAGAGAGGCUGGUGGUGGAGGAGUGCUGCGAGCUGGUGGCUCUGCGCCUGCCGGUCGGGGAGGGCGUAGGCUGCGCGUCCUUGCGCGCCCUCCCCGCUUCCCUGACUGCCCUGGCUGAGCUAGAGCGGCUGGUGGUAACCAGAUGCACCGCGUUACAGUGGGCGCCGGGGAACGUGGCUCAUAUGCAGGGGCUGCGGGAGUUGAGGCCGGAUGGGUGCAGAACGGUGCUGCUGCCGUCGUCGCUGGUGUGCUUGGGGCGGCUGGAUAGGCUGAUUGUAAUGGGUGAGGUGGGGGAGGGGAUGGGGAUGGCGAUGGGGGACAUUAAUGGUAGCAUGGAUGGCGGCGGCAGCACCAGCAGCGGGUGUGUUACAACCAUGGAAGGUGCUGCUGAUAGGUGUAGCACUCGAGUUAGUGGCAGUAUAGAUGGUGCUGCCAUGGUUGCAGACACACUAAGCAAGGGCGGCAGCUCCAAGGGCUCUGCUGCUGCUGCUGCUGCUGCUGCUAGCAAAGCCGCUGCUGGUGGUGGUGGGGGUGGCGGGGGUGAAAGAGGGGCUGCAGCCCUUCUCCUCCUUCCUCCCCUCGCCGCCCCUCGCUCUCCCCCCCGGCAUGGGCCAGCUGGCGCAGCUGAGCUUGCCUCCUUGCCUGACCUCCCAUGUGGUGCAGUUGCUGCUGGUACUGAUUCCUCUUGCUGCUGUGGUUGCCCCUCCUCCUCCUCCUCCUCCUCCUCCUCCUCCUCCUCCUCCUCCUCCUCCUCCUCCUCCUCUUGCUCCUCCUCCUCCUUCAAAACCCCUUCUCCCACUGCCCUUAACGGUACUUUCUUCCUCCACCUCACCAACCUGAGAGACCUGCAGCUCGACUCCUGCCUCUCCCUUUCCUCCCUCCCUGCCUCCCUCUCCUCUCUCUCUCCUCCCUCAACCGCCUCCACCUCGCCUUCUGCUCCUCCCUCUCCGCCCUCCCGCCACGCCUCUCCUCCCUCGCCCACCUCCGCUCCCUCAACCUCCAAGAGUGCAUCUCCCUCACCUCCCUCCUCCCCUCCCUCUCCUCACUUAUUUGGAAGGGCUUUACCUCAAGGGCUGCAUCCAGCUGAAAAGCCUUCCAGGCGAUAUUG